AUGGCUACUCCUGUACAAGAAGUAUCUGAGGCGCAGGGCGUCCGCUUCGCACCACAUGACCAGCACAUAUCUCCCGAGCAGAGCCUCCAUGCUGUCGAAGAUCUGACACAACAUGGCAGUCAGAGGCGUGAUGAUCUGAAUCCUGAGGCUGAGCAGGAACUUCAGCAAUUGAAGACCACAUUGCAGAACAACAUCCAAUCUUCGCGGAUGCAACAUCAUGCUUUUGAACCAGUCUCAUUACCUGGCUCUCAGCCAGCUUCGCGCAUGCCUUCCGGGACUACCACACCAAGUCGACGGCUACCAGCUGGAUCGGGUCAUGGCACGCCGAAACAGUCUCCGCCUACAUCUGCGGUACACUCACCUCCCCUCACGCCAGCUGCGACGUACUCUCGAGACGCCAAAGGUUCCAUCUCCGGAGCCCCGGCAUUGCGAAGUGUCAUACCAGAUGUGAUGACACCACAGCGGUCGACCUCCCCUCAGCACGACGACAAACCAUCACAAGCAACAGCGGCAUCGGUAGAAAACGCCGCAGGCAUAGCCGCGCAUCCAAAGCCAACCCCAAGAUUCUCGGUUGGACCGACAGAUUCUAGUGAGGUCAGUCCGGCCGGCACGCCUACAGGCACAGCACCUGGCACACCAAGACUCUCUACAUCCACUGCGCCUACCAGUGAUCCACUGUCCUCCAUCCCAGCUAAGCGACACUCGCAAAGCUCUAGGCCUACCAGCUACAGGUUUGGCGACCGGGACCCGACAGUAGGAUAUACGAACUCUGGGCUGGCUACCACAGCAGUACCACCUGUACCUGGAGCCAUGACCAACAAUGCUCCAACUCUACCACGGUCGAAUAGCAGCGGAACAAGCUUGCAAACCUUCAGUGAUAAGCGCUCUAGCAUAUUUGGAGGAAAGAAGCACGAUGACAACUCGCAAGACAAGGAAUCGCAUAGCUCAAAGUCAAAUCUGAAGCGAUUCUUCAAGUUUGGAAGCUCUCACAAGCAUGAAGACAAGCAUAACUCGAAUGGUGGCCACAAAGACGGGACAUCGACACCACCAAAUGGCGCAGCAGUGCAGUCCAGUGUGCCGUUCGCGGACGAUCACGGCCUGCAAUCGAAGUAUGGCAAAUUCGGCAAAAUGCUGGGGUCAGGGGCAGGAGGCUCUGUUCGACUUAUGAAGCGAACGGGCGACGGCACCGUCUUUGCUGUGAAACAAUUCCGAGAUCGCCACGCAUACGAAAGCGAGAAAGAAUACAACAAGAAAGUCACGGCGGAGUUCUGUAUAGGAAGCACGCUCCAUCACGGCAAUGUCAUCGAGACGAUCGAUAUUGUGCACGAGAAGGGCAAGUGGUAUGAGGUCAUGGAGUAUGCUCCGUUCGACCUCUUCGCGACCGUCAUGACGGGCAAGAUGGGAAGGGAAGAGAUCUACUGCUCGACGUUGCAGAUCCUGGGUGGUGUCUGCUACUUGCACAGUAUGGGCCUGGCACAUCGAGAUUUGAAGCUAGACAAUGUGGUGAUCAAUGAGCAUGGUAUUAUGAAGCUCAUUGAUUUUGGAAGUGCGGUGGUGUUCCGGUAUCCGUUUGAGAAUGAUGUCGUGCUAGCUACUGGUGUCGUUGGUUCCGACCCUUAUCUCGCCCCAGAAGUCUACGAUCAAUCGAGAUACGACCCACGCCCGACAGAUGUCUGGUCAAUUGCGAUAAUAUUCUGCUGUAUGACACUUAGAAGGUUCCCAUGGAAAGCACCAAGGCUAUCAGACAACUCAUACCGACUAUUCGUCUCGCCUCCGGAUCCCGAUCAGGAGAAGCUGUUAGAUCAGCACAGACGAUCAGUCGUAGCGGAAGACCAACGCAAGCGAUCGAUCCAGUCCGCACCGCCAUCACGCAAUACAAGCGUAGACGAGUCGAACGACCAGGGACAUCACCAUCACCAUCACCACACCGAGGGCGGUACCAACAGUGCACCCGGCAGCGAAUCCGUAAGCCGCCAAAGCACCCAGAGCGACCCGAACAACCAACCCGUCAUCAAGGGCCCACUGCGCCUGCUCAGACUGCUCCCGAGAGAGACCCGCCACAUCAUCGGCAGAAUGCUCGAACUGGACCCGAGAAAACGAGCAACGACGGAUGAGAUUCUGGCGGAUCCGUGGGUGCAGAAUAGUCUCGUCUGUAGGCAAGAGGAGAAUGGGGUUAUUAUCAAGGCGCCAAAUCAUGUGCAUGCGUUGCAGCCGAGUAGUCCGCAGCCGGCGAAGUAG
Recurvomyces mirabilis is the source of this 2238-nucleotide messenger RNA. RefSeq names its product Nitrogen permease reactivator protein (gene NPR1). The record is from RefSeq and is a predicted model, not a curated record. Gene Ontology annotation, molecular function: protein serine/threonine kinase activity; ATP binding. NCBI's taxonomy places the organism in Eukaryota, Fungi, Ascomycota, Dothideomycetes, Mycosphaerellales, Teratosphaeriaceae. Gene Ontology annotation, cellular component: cytosol. Gene Ontology annotation, biological process: intracellular signal transduction; protein phosphorylation. The transcript is spliced from 2 exons. The coding region runs from base 1 to 2238 and encodes 745 amino acids.